CAGCACCAGCAUGUCCGGACGCGGCAAAGGCGGCAAGGGGAAGGGCAAGAGCAAGACGCGUUCCAGCCGCGCGGGUCUCCAGUUCCCCGUGGGCCGUAUCCACCGUCUCCUGCGCAAGGGAAACUACGCCGAGCGCGUCGGAGCGGGCGCUCCCGUCUACCUCGCGGCCGUCCUCGAGUACCUGGCUGCCGAAGUGCUCGAGCUCGCUGGCAACGCGGCUCGUGACAACAAGAAGACCAGGAUCAUCCCCCGCCACCUGCAGCUCGCCAUCCGCAACGACGAGGAGCUGAACAAGCUGCUCUCCGGCGUGACGAUCGCGCAGGGCGGCGUCUUGCCCAACAUCCAAGCUGUGCUUCUCCCAAAGAAGACCGAGAAGAAGGCGUAAGCGAGCUCCCAGCUGCCGGACUACAGUCGC
Messenger RNA from Dermacentor albipictus, 415 nucleotides. The record is from RefSeq and is a predicted model, not a curated record. Lineage: Eukaryota; Metazoa; Arthropoda; Arachnida; Ixodida; Ixodidae.